This is a messenger RNA of Cyclopterus lumpus (lumpfish), 4439 nucleotides long. RefSeq names its product nectin cell adhesion molecule 4a (gene nectin4a). The transcript has 12 exons. Gene Ontology annotation, cellular component: adherens junction. Bases 846 to 2678 code for a protein of 610 amino acids. Lineage: Eukaryota; Metazoa; Chordata; Actinopteri; Perciformes; Cyclopteridae. Gene Ontology annotation, biological process: homophilic cell-cell adhesion; heterophilic cell-cell adhesion. The record is from RefSeq and is a predicted model, not a curated record.
UUUGGCUAAAACAGUUGUAUAAAAGUUUGUAUGAAGCUCCUAAAGAUUUAUGUCAGUCUGAGAAGUUUUGAUCUGUUACAUUAUUUAACCCAGAUCAGACCGAUUUGAGACGUGUAACAAAUAAAGGAGAAAAGGAUUGGGGGGGACAAGGCAGGAGAAACAUGAUGUACUAUUCAUUUAUGAGGUGUUGUAGAUGACAUUUCAUCAGGAUAUUAAAUGGCCCAGGGCAGAUUUCUGUUUAUUCCCAUGAUUUGGAUUAUGAAAUCCUUCAAAGUGUCUUAAUGAUGCUCAACCUAAUGUUUGUAAUUAUCCCAUUCAAAAUUAAAAGAUGAAUUAGUUUUCCUCUUAUGGGAGGAGGCACCUAUUGUUUUGGCAUCACCCUAAUGUAGCAGUCUCUUAUGAUAUCCAGCCUGCGUCACUUGGACAUAGUUUGAACUAAUAUUUGCUUUUCACCUGCCUCUCCUCUGAGCAGAGCAUGUAAAGACGAGAAAAUAACUGUCAUGUUGCCUCAGCCGAACCGGAAUGGUGACUUUCGGCGCUGGAGUGCAUGUACGUGCGUGUGACUGUGGGGCACACAUGAUGGCAUGUGCUUGACAAAACAACACCAAGCAAACUGAGAGGACUUACACUUUCCGGAAGGACCGAGUUUUUACAACUGUAACAUAACGUAUUCCUUGGCCGUGACGGGACGGGACUUUGGAAGGGAUCUAGGAUGGAAGCAUGAGUCUGCCUCAGUGCCUCAUGCAUGCCUGCCAUUUAGGAUACCAUUACCUGGACCGAUGAGCUUUGUUUCAGUGCUGAUAUUGUCCCAGCUUGUGCAGAGUUAACAGUAACUGCCGAGGAGAAUGACACUUCUGCCGACCAGACUGUGUCUCUGUGUCCUUUGGAUCUUUGUGACAGUGACAUGGGGAAACUUUGUGGAUCCCCCCCUAAGAGAUCCCAUACUUUCCCUGGCAGAGGAGGAGACCGUCCUGCCCUGUCGCUACCAGCCCACUGGUGACACUGUGGUGGUGCAGGUCACCUGGUAUAAGUUUAAACAGCAGAUCAUCACUGCACACCAUACUAAUGGACAAACAGCGUUUGGGACGUGGUCUCAACGUGUGCGCUUCAAAAGCAGCGAGCCCACCCUGGACUCGUCUCUGGUUAUCAUGAGCACGGAGGUCUCCGAUGAGGGGAAAUACCUCUGCCGCAUCAGCACCUUCCCCUCCGGCAACUUUGACAGAGAGAUGUCCGUCGUCGUGUGGACUGUUCCUAUCGCCUCACUGGAGCCUGUGAUUCUGGUGGAGGGACAGCCCUACCGACAGGCCGCUUCCUGUCGCUCUGUUGCCCGCCCGCCUCCCCGCCUCUCCUGGGACACCGACCUGAAUGGCCAGGCCGUCGAUCGUUCCUCCGACAACGGGGCGGUCUCCUCGCAUUACUCCCUGCACCCCCUGAGGAGCAUGAACGGCAAGAUGCUGGACUGUCUGGUGUGGCAUCCCACGAUGACAGACCCCCGCAGGCUCACAAACAGGCUGGUGGUGCACUUCCCUCCACACGCAGAGGUGUCUGGCUUCAAUGGAGACUGGUCCGUGGGUUUGGAGAAUGCUGCCCUGAGGUGUGUGAGUGGAGGAAACCCCAAACCACAGAGUUUCACCUGGAUCAGAAUGGGGGCAGAGUUGCCGGAAGGUGUCAUCCCCCACCCUAAUGGAACACUAGCUUUUGGGAGACCCCUCAGCCCGUCAGAUGGAGGCACAUACCAGUGUGUGGCGCAGAAUGACGUGGGCGUAGGGAAGGCGGAGGUGGAGAUUAGUGUGGCAGAAUCUUCCCAGUCACGGGGCCUGAUGGAAAACAUGCUGAUGAUCAUCGUGGGGGGAGUGGCCGGGGGGCUGCUGAUCUUGAUGCUCAUCGUCGUCAUCACCCUCACGUGUCAUCACAAACGCAAGAACAAGAAACUGGAGAGGGAGCUCACUGUGAGGAAGGAGGAAAUAAGCACUCUCUCCAGGCAAGCUUCGUUCAGGAGAGUGAACUCUGUCAGCACAGAUGCCAGAGGAACGACAGAGGAAAGCAUUCCUCUGAGGGUGGAGGGAACCAUGAGGACCAGCAUGUCUUCCCUCGGGGAGCAAGCUAACUGCCGGGACAGCCGAUCUACUCUUUCGGGUGGACGGGGAGGAGGAGCAUUUGACUACCUGGGAAGGCCAGUCCUGCACAACAACACGCGGAGGGGAAGAGACAGCAGGCCUUUGGACCGAGACGAGGAGAGCCGACUCAGAGUGGAGACAUACGUGAGAAACAGCGCUAUUUCUUUACAGGAAACUCGUUUCCACCCUCCCCUCCUGCCAUCAGCCUUCCAGAUGGUGCAGUCCACUGAGAUUGUAAGACAGCUGAACGGCAGCGCCAUUAUGCCAACAGAUGGGGGUUCAGGGCCAGGAAGCGUCACCAAGAAUCACCAGCAGCCUCCUCUGAGCCGCAACUACCCACCGGUGACAGAUGACGAGGAUGAAGUCGAUGAGGGUUUGGGGGGUCCCGCCAGUCAGGAGCAUCCUGAUGACCAGGACAGCGAGACCAACAGCUCCCAGGUGUCCGAAGCUCACAGUACCCGCUACCUGCAGACAAAUGGCAUACUUAGACCCAAACGCCAGCCAAGCCCCACUGUGGUCAGUCCACAUACUUCCCUGAUCCACAAGGCCCAGAUAGUUUAGCGGGCAGCUGGAAAAUAACACGUGAAACGGCAAGACACACAGUAAAUGUUUGGUGGUCAGGUAUGAACAAUCUGCACCUUGACUGCAAUGCUGCAUCUUCUUUAUUGUGUGGGAAUAUGGUGCAAUAGAAUAAAAUCCUAAGCGGAAAAAAACUCUACUCUGAAGCAUCUCCUGGACAUUUCUGGAUGUCCAAUGUCUGCCGGGUGUUCUGUGAUCAACAGGGUGCUCUGUAUUCCUCAGGAUGACCGGCACAAACGAAAACAAUGUCGCAAUAUUUCCAGUGCAGCUACGACAGCGUUUAUUUGCAGACACUAUUCCUUGCUUGUCUUUCGCAAUCUGUUUGCUUUUCGUUAGAAAGCAAACAGGUGAAUGCAGCUGGCAUACAUUUUUAUGGGGGCUGUCGAAAAUGUACAGUAGGAAAUCAAGAAAUUCAGGAGAAGGGGUGGAGUCUGUGGGGAAAUUGGUACAUCGGCAACGGACAUUGCAACACUUCUGGAAGGAGGGCGGAUGGAUGCUGGGUUCAGUGUAUCUGUAACUGUGCCUGUGUUGAGUUCCCUUACACAACACGGUUUGGAAUCAGAUCCAAACUGUGGGGUAGUUCCUGUCAUGCCACACCUUGCAACAUGCAUACCUCCACAUUGUCAUGGGACUUUGAUUUGAAGCACUGAGACAUGUUGGAUCAGAUAAUGGCUUCAUACAGACAAAACACGACUAAUGUGUCCUAUACAUGUAGUGAUUUGGCAAUCUCUAAAUCUGUACAAAUAUGCAAAGGAUUUUUUUCAAAAAAUAUUUUUUUAAAACCCAAAUCCUCAAUACGGUAAAUAGUAAAGCAUACACAUAGAUAUACAGUUAAUAUACCCUGUUCCAUCUCCUAUGUGAGGAUGGUAUUUUUAUCAUGCGCACACACUAAAUUAAUACAGGUGUGCGCUUAUGUGUAUGCACACACAUACACAGUAGAUGAAAGCUGGAAAAAGCUACCACAUGUUUGUAAUGUACAUUUUUCUUUCGCUUUUUUCUUUCUUUUUUUUACUGAUCGCGUGCUGCUUUUGUGAAUAAAUCUGGACUUUAACACUAGAGACUAUAGAGACAAACAAAGGCUGCCACCAAUGUGGACGCAGCCUACUGUAUCUGUAUGUUUCUUCUUUCAGCUGGAUGUUUUUCCAACAUCCAAGACAAGACAAUGCCUUUCCAAGGAGAAUUUGACAUGAACCGGUACAGAUUUUUAGUAUUGUGUCAAAACCAGACAUGUAUUAUUUAUCUGUAGAUUCAUAAUAGUGGAUAUGUUUCAUAUACAUCAGUGUUGGGUUCUGUUACAGCCCCGAUAUGGGAAGCAAGGUGCCAUAGGGAAAAUACUUUAGCUUUUUUUGGCAAAUAUGAAGUAUUAUUUUGUUCUCCACACAUGUAUUACAUGGUUUGAUUCAUGUUACCCUCUGUAAAUACAACACACAUAUUAGUUUUUGACUAAGGCAAUGUACCAUAAGACUUACUGGCAACCUAACAGGUAAGAAAGAGCAACAGAUAAGUGGUGUUGUGUGUUAAUGUGGGUUGCUUUUGCUGUAGACAGCGCCCCCUGAUGUUUACUGCUGGAAAGUGCAGGGACCUGAAUGAGCCUAAUGCAAAACGACAGAACUAUGAAAGACUCUGCAUUCCACUGUGAUUUGGGGGAAAUUAUCUUCCAGGUCAUUUCUUUAAAAGGUAUUUGUAUGGGUAUCAGUUUGUAUUGAUGGGUUGGAAAUAAAUGUGCAUGGUUUUUGUAAAACA